Messenger RNA from Vanderwaltozyma polyspora DSM 70294, 315 nucleotides. RefSeq names its product protein translocase subunit TIM13 (gene TIM13). The record is from RefSeq and is a predicted model, not a curated record. The coding region runs from base 1 to 315 and encodes 104 amino acids. The transcript has a single exon. Lineage: Eukaryota; Fungi; Ascomycota; Saccharomycetes; Saccharomycetales; Saccharomycetaceae.
AUGGCAUUAUCUUCAAUUUUUGGUGGUGGUUCUCCAUCUCAACAAAAUACAGCUAUCCCAUCGACAAGUGGUUCUUCUAGCGUAACAGCCAAAUUAAAGGAACAAAUUGCUCAAGAGUUAGCUGUUGCCAAUGCUACAGAGUUGGUUAAUAAGACUACAGAAAACUGUUUUGAAAAAUGUUUAACCAGUCCAUAUAGCAAUACUAAUGAAGCAUGCAUCGAUCAAUGUUUAGCUAAAUAUAUGAGAAGUUGGAAUAUCGUUUCCAAAGCAUACAUUGCAAGAAUUCAACAAGCAUCAACUUCUGGGGAAAUUUAA